Molecule: messenger RNA, 2194 nt
Organism: Gossypium arboreum
Lineage: Eukaryota; Viridiplantae; Streptophyta; Magnoliopsida; Malvales; Malvaceae
Product: CBL-interacting serine/threonine-protein kinase 14-like
Exons: 1
Coding region: 245-1573 (442 amino acids)
Biological process (GO): signal transduction; protein phosphorylation
Molecular function (GO): ATP binding; protein kinase activity
Source: RefSeq, a predicted model, not a curated record
UCAAAAAACCCAAGUCUACUUCACCACAAGACAAAAGAAUACGGCAUCCGCCAUAGAUAAAUAGCUUCGAAAAUGCAUUGCCAUUGAAGCAACUCAAUCGUACCCAUUAUCCAAUUGUCCCCCAAUCAUAUUUUCAGUUCAAAUUUCUCUCUUACAUCUUUCUUCUCCUUCUUCUUCUUAUCCUCUUUUCAAUCUCAAUUAUUAAGUUCAACUACGUUUUAACUUUCGGUCCUUGAAUCAUUGAAUGCAAAAAAAAAAAAAGACAAUGGCAGACACCGGAGACACUGCCAGCUCCAGUAGAACUGGUGAUUUGCCGGAGCUCUCAUCGGAAGCAACCCUGUUCGGGAAAUACGAGCUUGGGAAGUUGCUGGGAUGUGGGGCUUUCGCAAAGGUUUACCACGCGCGCGACGUCGACUCCGGGCAGAGCGUGGCCAUCAAAGCCGUCAGCAAGAAGAAGGUUUUAAAAGGCGGGUUCAUGGCACAUGUUAAGAGGGAGAUCGCUAUCAUGCGCCGGUUGCGCCACCCUAACAUCGUCAAGCUCAUCGAGGUUUUGGCUACCAAGACUAAGGUUUAUUUCGUCAUGGAAUUCGCCAAAGGCGGGGAAUUGUUCACGAGGAUUUCCAAGGGUCGUUUCAGUGAAGAUCUCAGCCGUCGGUAUUUCCAGCAGUUGAUCUCCGCCGUCCGGUUUUGUCAUUCGAGGGGCGUAUUCCACCGCGAUUUGAAGCCGGAGAAUCUCCUUCUCGACGAGAACUGGAACUUGAAAAUAACGGAUUUCGGACUUAGUGCGGUUACGGAUCAGAUCCGACCCGACGGCCUCCUCCAUACUUUAUGCGGUACCCCAGCGUACGUGGCCCCAGAGAUUCUGGCGAAGAAAGGAUACGACGGCGCCAAAAUCGACGUCUGGUCAUGCGGCAUCGUUUUGUAUGUUCUCCACGCUGGAUACCUACCGUUCAACGACCCCAAUCUGAUGGUGAUGUAUCGUCGUAUUUAUAAAGGCGAAUUCCGGUUCCCGAAAUGGACGUCUCCAGAUCUCCGGCGAUUUUUAAGCCGGCUUCUGGACAUUAAUCCUGAAACAAGGAUCACCGUCGAUGAAAUCAUCACCGAUCCCUGGUUCAAGAAAGGUUACAAAGAAACCAAAUUCAACGCUGAGGAUUUUGAAUUGAAGGGGGAUAUCCAGAGCACCAAGUGCUUAAACGCCUUCCAUAUAAUCUCAUUUUCGACCGGUUUCGACCUCUCCGGUUUAUUCAACGACGCCGACUUUUCGGCCCGGAGAGAACAGUUCGUAUCGGGGGAGAAACCGGAAAGGAUAAUACUGAGAAUCGAAGAAGAGUUCCGGAAAAUCGAGAACGUGAAGGCGAAGAAAAGGAAAGAGAGAGGGAUCUAUUUGGAAGGGCAGAAUAGUAAUUUGAUUCUCACCGUAGAUAUUCAUCAGCUGACGGAAAUUUUGGUGGUGGCGGAGAUACGGUGGCGGGAGAUUAACGUUGAGCCAAGCAGUGAUGCUUGGAAACAUAAGUUAAGGCCGAAACUUUCCGAUAUCAUAUACGAAACGGAAGCGGUGCAUGUUUCAGAAUAACUUUAGUUCAAAGCCGAGAACCGCCGGUCGGAAAAGAUUGAUCUCGGUGGCUGUAAUAUAUAUAUAUAUAUAUAUAUAUUUAUUUAAUAAUGGUUUUUGUCUUAUUGCAUGUUUAUUUUUUUGAGGUGAAUCAUUUUAUCAAAUUCUCUCAAAUAUAAACGUAAAUCUUCAAAUUUGAACCCAAGGAGUUUUCUAACAUUUUUCAAUAAUGCACCUUUUCUUAAAAAAAUAUUAUUUUAGCUUCAAAUUUUAAAAUAUAUUAUUUAUUAUUUAUAAUUAUAUUUGUAUUUGUACUCAUGAUUUUCUCGCUUAUACAAAUUAGUUUUAAAAGUUUAUCUAAAUUUUGAUUAAUCAAACAUGGGGUUAAUUCCCAAUAAUUGAAGUAGGGAGGAGGAUUAUACCUAAAGUUAUAAAUUUUGUAUUUAUGUAUUUGUAUUUUAAUUUAAUUAAUUUUAGUUUUUAUAUUUUCUAAAUUUUAAAAUUUUAUUCUUGACUCAAUGAUAACAUUUAAAUAUGUUUAGUUAAAUUGUGUCAUUAAUCUUGUAUUAUACUUAAAGUUAUAGAUUUAGUCUUGUUCGCCAAUUGAAUAAUUUUUAGUGAUUAUAUUUUUAAAUUUCAAAA